Molecule: messenger RNA, 1423 nt
Organism: Cygnus olor (mute swan)
Lineage: Eukaryota; Metazoa; Chordata; Aves; Anseriformes; Anatidae
Gene: TDP2
Product: tyrosyl-DNA phosphodiesterase 2
Exons: 7
Coding region: 10-1080 (356 amino acids)
Biological process (GO): double-strand break repair
Cellular component (GO): PML body; cytoplasm
Molecular function (GO): protein binding; 5'-tyrosyl-DNA phosphodiesterase activity; single-stranded DNA binding
Source: RefSeq, a predicted model, not a curated record
GGCCGAGCCAUGGAGGCGGCGGCGGAGGAAGGGGGGACCGCGAUGGAGACAGAGGAGACGGAGCGGAGGAAGGCGCUGUGCGCCCAGUUCGCCGCCAUCACGGGCUGCAGCGCGGCGGUGGCGUGCGGCGCCCUGGACGGCCACGACUGGCACCUGGAGAGGGCGCUGAACGCCUACUUCGAGCCGCCGCUGGAGGACAAGGACGAGGGAGGCAGGGAGCCGCCGCCACGGAUGGACCCGGGGGGCUGUAUUGACCUCACAGCAGAUGCUACUACUAGUAAUGUCAGUGACGCUGGUGCAGACUCAAGGCAACAAGAUGAUGACAGCAGCUUCUCACUGAUAACCUGGAACAUUGAUGGGCUGGAUGACAGAAAUCUACAAGAGCGAGCUAGAGGCGUCUGUUCUUACCUGGCAUUAUACAGUCCAGAUGUCGUGUUUUUACAGGAGGUCAUCUUACCGUAUCUUUGUAUUCUACAGAGUAGAGUAGCCAGUUACACUGUUAUUCCAGGUAAUAUAGAUGGCUAUUUCACUGUCAUUCUGUUGAAGAAAUCAAGAGUGAAAUUACUAAAUCAAGAGAUAAUACGUUUUCCAACAACGUCCAUGAUGAGGAACCUUUUGGUUGUGCAUGUGAGCAUAUCUGGUAAUGAACUUUGCCUUAUGACUUCUCAUCUGGAGAGCACUAAAGAUCAUUCCAAGGAGCGUGUGAAGCAACUGCAAAUAGUGUUAAACAAAAUGCAGAAGGAGUCUGAGUCCACCACUGUUAUAUUUGGAGGGGAUACAAACCUCAGAGACAGCGAGGUUACUAAGCUAGGUGGCUUACCUAACAACGUCAUGGAUAUGUGGGAGUUUUUGGGUAAACCUCAACACUGCCGCUAUACCUGGGACACAAGCUCCAAUACUAACCUGGGCAUAGCGAGUAAUUGCAAGUUGCGCUUUGAUCGUGUUUACAUUCGGCCUGCAGCAGAAGGAGGAAAUAUUAUUCCACGAAGUAUGGACUUGAUUGGAUUAGAAAAACUAGACUGUGGCACAUUCCCUAGUGAUCACUGGGGUCUUUUGUGUAACUUUGAUGUGAUAUUAUAAGAAAGAAAAAGGAUUGUAUUGUUCGGUUUUAAGGGACUUGUUCGUGUUUUAACAAAAUUUUACUCUCUGAAUUUAAGUAGGAAAUAUUUAAAUUUUCAACCAUAGCGAAUUCUCUGCUUUUGAAUUUUGCUGGAAUGUCUUCAUUUAAUGCCAGGUUUCCUUUUUCCUUACUGUAUUCAUCUGUUCUUGAAUCAUGUUUUUAAACAUUUGUUUUUAACAAAAACACAGUCCAGUCUUAAAACAGGAGGAAAAAGAUAAAUAAAAUUCCUAAAUCACUAGGUGAUUUACAAGGCGCUUUUAUUUUGUCAUGUAACAUAAUCCCAUAAUAAAUGCUGCUUCUUUU